Molecule: messenger RNA, 1226 nt
Organism: Apodemus sylvaticus (European woodmouse)
Lineage: Eukaryota; Metazoa; Chordata; Mammalia; Rodentia; Muridae
Gene: Hopx
Product: HOP homeobox
Exons: 3
Coding region: 296-517 (73 amino acids)
Biological process (GO): regulation of transcription by RNA polymerase II; cell differentiation
Cellular component (GO): nucleus
Molecular function (GO): DNA binding
Source: RefSeq, a predicted model, not a curated record
GGACAAGGGCUGAAUGAAAAGUUCCACCAGACUCUCAGAAGUCACCGCCUAAGCAUCAAACCUGAAUAACCGGGACAGAUGUAAGGUCAGGCGACUUUCAGUGGUUCCCGCCUGCCCACGCUGCAGGUUUUUCAGGUCUCUGCUUGAGCGUGCACUCCCAGGCGUAAAUAAACGUGCGAUCCGCAGCCGCGUCAGCCAGCAGGCUAUUUAAGCCGACAGGCACCGGCAUCCGCUGUUCCCCAGCUGCUCCCCAGCCCAGAGCUCGCCCGCCCAGUCUUCCACACGCGCACGGACCAUGUCGGCGCAGACCGCGAGCGGCCCCACGGAGGACCAGGUGGAGAUCCUGGAGUACAACUUCAACAAGGUCAACAAGCACCCGGACCCCACCACGCUGUGCCUCAUCGCAGCCGAGGCGGGCCUCACGGAGGAGGAGACGCAGAAAUGGUUUAAGCAGCGCCUGGCGGAGUGGCGACGGUCAGAAGGCUUGCCUUCGGAAUGCAGAUCUGUUACGGACUAGGGAGCCAGGCCCUUGAGCGUGCUCCGGGAACUCCAUCUGUUCUUCCUUGCCUCAGUUUACCCAGGCUGUUUUGAUGUUUCAGUGCAGUGUUGAAUGUCUCAUCGUUUGCUGUCCUGCUAUUUAACACAGUGUGUUUUUGUAAAUGUAUAUAACUAAACAACAAAACAACAGGAAGCUAAAUGCAGUUCUUUGUAAAGCGAUGGCUUGGCUGGGAAAGGGGUGUGGCUUGCAUUUCCCUUUGGAUUUUAAUGAAAGAUGAGUGGGAACAUUUUUUGUUUGUCCUUGGCCAGCACCUUCCAGUAGCAAUUCAUAUGUACCAUUCACUCAGAACCACCAGGCUUCUACUGAAGAGAUCCCACCUCCCUCCGGAGCCCACGUCCCUGUGCCCUUUCCUCUCGCGUCACUGAACACGCUGGUGGUUGAAUGAGGACGUGGGUGUAUUAGAGUCAUUCAGAUUUUAUAUAUUUGAAUUGUGUAUAUGUAUAAAACAGUUCCUUCUCGUACAGCUGUGUUGCCUUGGGAAUCAACCCAGUUUAGCAGCUACAGAUUCCAAGGGGCAAAGCAAGUAGCUAAGAAAGAAAAAAAAGUUACAGAGUCUAGAAUUUACCUUAUUUAAAUGAACUUGUUAAAUUUAUUUUGCUGAAUAAAAUGAAUUGCUUUUUGUCUUAAAAAUUAUAUUCUAAAUAAAAAACUUUAAGUUGAAAUUUCA